AGAUGCUCUUCUCGCGGAUUUGGAGUCCACAACCUCCCACAUUUCCAAACAAGGUGUUUUUCUGCCAGAAGAGACGCCAUAUUCCUGCCCCAGAGGAAGCGACUCUUAUCAGGACGUGUCGUCUCCGCCUCGAGUAAUCUCCCCUCCUGCUGAAACUCUGAAUGGAUCUUGGGUAGAAAAACCAGAAUCAAAGCACUCAUCAACCCAGUCUUUCAACUCCGCCCCGAAAAGCAGCAGCCCUCGCGUGUCGCAGUCUGAGGAAGAGCACGUCUACAGUUUCCCCAACAAACAGAAGUCGAUUGAGUCUCCCACCGCCGUCAUGAACUCCUCUCUGGGCAGCAACCUGUCAGAACUGGACCGUCUGCUGCUGGAACUUAACGCUGUGCAGCACAGCACUCCCUCUUUCCCUGCUGAAGAGACCUACCCACCCAAACCAGCCAGCAACACCCAACGAUAUGUCCCUGAAAACGGCGUCUCAUCAGUAGUGAAAGCAGCUCCUCCGAAGAUAGAGAAGCCCAAGCGCAAUAUACCUGCAAAGGUGAUCGAAGAGGUCAGGCCCAGUGUGGAAAGCCUGUUAAAUCAGUUGGAGAGCUCCGUCCCAGCUGCUGUCCCUGUCUCAUCAGUGCCGAUGGUUUCAGAGUUGAGAGGAGUUCAGGAAGAGACUCCUGCCCAGCAGCAGGCCCGAAUCUCAGCUUCUUCAGCCACACGAGAACUCGACGAACUCAUGGCUUCACUGUCCGACUUCAAGGUUCAGAGCAAUAUUAUGGCUCAGGGCAAGAGUUCCCCCACCAGUGUCCCGAAGCAGGGGAAUAAACUGGACAAUAUGCUGGGAAGUCUGCAGUCAGACCUCAACCGACUGGGUGUCCAGACUGUUGCCAAAGGCGUUUGUGGAGCUUGCAAAAAACCAAUCGCUGGCCAGGUGGUGACAGCAAUGGGUCGGACGUGGCAUCCGGAGCAUUUUGUGUGCACUCAGUGUCAGGAGGAAAUCGGCUCCAGAAAUUUCUUUGAGCGGGACGGUCAGCCAUACUGUGAAAAGGACUAUCACAGCCUCUUCUCUCCUCGCUGUUACUACUGCAGCGGACCCAUUCUGGACAAAGUGGUGACCGCAUUAGACAAAACUUGGCACCCGGAGCAUUUCUUCUGCGCCCAGUGCGGGUCAUUCUUCGGGCCUGAGGGUUUUCAUGAGAAGGAGGGAAAGGCGUACUGUAGAAAGGAUUACUUUGACAUGUUCGCCCCUAAAUGUGGCGGCUGUGCUCGUGCCAUCCUGGAAAACUACAUCUCUGCCCUCAACUCUCUCUGGCAUCCUGAGUGUUUUGUCUGCAGGGAGUGUUUCACUCCAUUUGUCAACGGCAGUUUCUUCGAGCAUGAAGGGCAGCCGUACUGCGAGGCUCAUUAUCACGAGAGACGCGGCUCGCUCUGCUCCGGCUGUCAGAAACCCAUCACCGGCCGCUGCAUCACCGCCAUGGGCAAGAAGUUCCACCCCGAGCAUUUCGUCUGCGCCUUCUGCCUUAAACAGCUCAACAAGGGCACAUUCAAAGAGCAGAACGACAAGCCCUACUGCCAAAGCUGCUUCGUCAAGCUCUUCAGCUAGAGUGCUGAUGUGUGUUUAAACACACCCCAUACGAGAGAGAGCAAAUAGCGUCACCUUGUGGCGGUAGUGAGCAUUACACCAGCUUGUCCUUGUGCCAAAACACUGUCUGACUAAGUGUAGAUCUUCAGGGAAGCAUUAGGAUUUUGUUAACAGCAUUUUUUCAUACAAAAAAAAAGCCCGCUUCUCCUGGAUCCAGCCUAAAUUUGAUCCUUAAAUUGCGUAUUUUAGAUAUUAUCGACUGCAUCUGACAAAUCGAGAUCUAUUUUUGUACUUGUUUUACACACAAACACACACAGCUGAACUUGAAUACAUGUAUGCACACAUCUCUUUGCACAUUUCUAGUUUUAUUUUCUCGCGGAUUUUGUUUUAGCUUCUUCCUCGGCCGUAUCAUGUCUUUUUUCUCUUAAAGGUGCAAUAAUAUCAACUGCUUGGCAUCAUUUUAGAGUACUUUUGGUUCUCAGAGAGUCUGGUCAGCUCUGAUUUUAUUCUGCACGUCUCAUCGCGUUAUAAAGUGCGCUCUUUCACUUUUAAUGUCGAUGUUUGUUUCUUUUUUUAUAUUUGCUGGGUGGUUUAUGUUUGUUCUGUCUUCAUAAGAGUUUGACCGUCACUUCUGCUGUUUUCAUACAUGUUUUAUUCUUACAAAAAGCCUUCUUGGAGAUGCCGGUCUUCCUCAUGUGGCGCUUCACAGUGUGCCUAUUGCCACCAGGCAUAUUUCGCAUUUUAAUUAUGGUUAUUUUUGUCUUAAUGCCUGAGGUUGAUACACAUUUCCCCCUUUUCCACUUAUUUGAUUUCCUACUGUAUGCAAGUAAAUAUAUUAAAGUCUUAUGAAUGAUAGUUGAUGGCGACUUUAUUUGAUUUGUUCA
Molecule: messenger RNA, 2454 nt
Organism: Danio rerio (zebrafish)
Lineage: Eukaryota; Metazoa; Chordata; Actinopteri; Cypriniformes; Danionidae
Gene: pxna
Product: paxillin a
Cellular component (GO): cytoskeleton; focal adhesion; cell cortex
Source: RefSeq, marked validated